This is a messenger RNA of Aspergillus candidus, 1383 nucleotides long. Its product is annotated as bZIP transcription factor. The coding region runs from base 1 to 1383 and encodes 460 amino acids. The transcript is spliced from 3 exons. Gene Ontology annotation, biological process: regulation of DNA-templated transcription. NCBI's taxonomy places the organism in Eukaryota, Fungi, Ascomycota, Eurotiomycetes, Eurotiales, Aspergillaceae. Gene Ontology annotation, molecular function: DNA-binding transcription factor activity. The record is from RefSeq and is a predicted model, not a curated record.
AUGGACCCUCCACUAGUGCCUAGACGGAGCCGCCCAACGAGGGCUACCGCUAGGAGAGCUACAACGGAAGCUGCAGACACAGUUGAUCCCAUCAAUCCUACCGACAAGGAGAAGAUUCGCCGGGCGAGGAAGCGAGCUACUGAUCGUCAAUCGCAGCGUGAUCACCGCGAGCGACAACGAAUCUACAUCAGACAAUUGGAGGAGACCGUUCAGUCCUACAAGGACGCCUUCUCCAGUGAUGGCAGCAGUGAUCUAGCUGCGUUGCUGAAGGAGAACGAGAAGUUGCAGGCUAGGUGUACAUGUCUUGAAGCUGCCUUGGCUCGGAUCAAGAACUUGGCAAGCGCUGUGCAUGUUAGUGACGACGUCUGUUGUGGCGAUCAAGAUCCCCAGAAUUUCUUUGCGAGAAACCCUCAACAAGUUAGUGUCUCGACCUCGCCCUCCGCUGAGCUUGAUAGUCCGGGCCCGUCUGAUGGUCUGCUUCAUGUCGGUCAGCCUGUCUCAGAUGCCGGCGUGAUGGAUGUCACGACUGAGCUACCUCCUCACGAGAUGGAUCACUUCGACAUUUCCUGCGACGGCACGGCAGUAUUUGAUACCACAAUGCCACUCGCCAACCGAGUCCAGGAGCUCGGAGCUGGUGAUGACCUCGACCGCUGCAUUGCCAGCAUGGUGGAUGGGACGGCUACAGAUCUGAGUCUCGUACCGGACUCCGUUGCGAUGAGAACACCCCUUCUGACAGAGCCUGCCAUGCCAACCGGCUUCAACGAGGCUCUACCCACCCAUCCGAGCUUUCCCAAACUAAGCCACAGCAUGGGCAAGUGGGACGAGAUUCUGUUGGGCAUGGUAGAUGAAGCUCGACUGCAGCACCGCCGUGGCCAAUUCGGCACGAGCGAACCGUCUUUGCGAAGCCUUCUGUCCGACAAAUCCACAGAUAUUCUCGCUUACCGACUUUUUCACCAUAUCAGUUACUAUCAGUCUAUACCACUACACAUUCUGCUUUCAGUAUUCUGGGUCCAGUAUCUCUCAUUGAGGUGGUACGUGCUAGGAACCCAGGCCGCUUUCCUUCGGAUUCCUGAAUUCAUGAGACCUACCGGCUUGGAGAAACGUAUUCAGCACCGGCCUUGUAUUGGGAUGCUAGUAUGGCCUGACUUGCGACGCGCAUUGAUUCGCGACUCGCAUACAGUCGACCCCGAGCGCAUAGGCAUUGAGCUGAUAGAACACAUGGACACUACGUGGUCACCGACUACCCGCGACAGGGGCGAUCUGAUUGGCAGUACGGACGUGUUUGCCAUGAUUGAGCAUCAGGCGCAGAGAAUGGAGACUUGGAAAGUCGACCGGAGGUUUCAGGAGAAAUACGCCCAGUUCGCAGAUUGCCAGCUAGGGUAG